Molecule: messenger RNA, 3180 nt
Organism: Drosophila albomicans
Lineage: Eukaryota; Metazoa; Arthropoda; Insecta; Diptera; Drosophilidae
Gene: p115
Product: general vesicular transport factor p115
Exons: 1
Coding region: 295-2814 (839 amino acids)
Biological process (GO): vesicle fusion with Golgi apparatus; endoplasmic reticulum to Golgi vesicle-mediated transport; intracellular protein transport
Cellular component (GO): Golgi membrane; endoplasmic reticulum; cytoplasm
Molecular function (GO): protein binding
Source: RefSeq, a predicted model, not a curated record
UGUCACAACCGCAAAAUGCACACAAUAUUUUUUCAACAAACUUUGUGCACAUAUUAACUAUAUGUAAACAUGUAAAGCGGCUCGCUGAAUAGCAUUCACUUGGUUAACAGGCAAUUUGUAAUAUUUUCUUAAGCGCACUGUGUGUACACACUGGUGAAUAACAUACGUUCUUUUUACACCCAAAAAAAAAAUUGACGUGUCAGCUAAAUGUAAGCGAAAUCAACGCCAAACAAUAACAUAUUGAAGUACACGUCGUUAACAAUUUGAGCAGCAAGCCAGCGGGCAAGUGUGUGCAUGGAGUUCCUCAAGAGCGGCAUCAAAACGGUGCUGGGCAGCAGCGAGCCCGGCCAACAGCCAAGUGCAGCAGAAACCGUUGAGAAGCUGGUCGAUCGUGUCUUUAGCUCAACGCUGCUCGAGGAUCGACGCGAUGCUUGCCGGGCACUGAAAGCACUGUCACGCAAAUACCGCAUCGAGGUGGGUGCCCAGGGUAUGCCACCGUUGGUCCAAGUGCUGCAAAACGAUGGACAAGAUGCCGAAAUCAUUAGCUAUGCUCUCGACACACUGUGCAAUAUUGUCACCAGCGAAGAGUUCGAUGAGGAGGCCGACAAUCCGGCUGUCUCGGUCAAUGUGGGCGAACAAUUCACCGAGAUGUUCAUCAAGAGUCCCGAACACGUUACACUCGUCAUGGGCUAUCUGGAUGAAUACGAUUUUCGUGUGCGUCGCGCUGCAAUUCAAUUGAUCACAUCGCUGAUAGCGAACAAGACACGGGAACUGCAGGAAUUGGUGCUCGUCAGCCCGAUGGGCGUGUCCAAGCUAAUGGAUUUGCUCACCGACAGUCGCGAAGUCAUACGCAACGAUGUGCUGCUGCUGCUCAUCGAACUGACCAAAGGCAACUCGAAUAUCCAGAAGAUUGUUGCCUUUGAGAAUGCCUUCGAUCGUCUGUUUGAUAUUGUGCGUGAAGAGGGUUGCUCCGACGGUGGCAUUGUUGUCGAGGAUUGUCUCAUCCUGCUGUUGAACCUGCUCAAGAACAAUUCCAGCAAUCAACAAUUCUUCAAAGAGGGCUCCUACAUCCAACGCUUGGCGCCCAUGUUCGUGCUCAACAACAACAACGGCAGUGCAAGCAAUGAUCUCGAUGGCGACGGCGUCUGGACACCGCAGAAGGUCUCCAAUUUCCAUUGUCUGUUGCAGGUGGUGCGCGCCCUGGUCACGCCCAGCAAUCAACAGCAGGUGGUCAACGCCUGUCAGCGUGUCAUGCAGAAAUCCCAACUACUCCAGGCCCUGUGUGACAUCCUGAUGAGCAGCGGCGUGCCAGCAGACAUCCUCACCGAGACGAUCAAUGCGGUGGCCGAAGUUGUGCGUGGCGAUCGCGACAAUCAGGACGAACUGAGUCGUGUCCUGGCACCCAGCCAACCGCCACGUCCCGCCAUCGUGGUGCUGCUGAUGUCGAUGAUCAAUGAGAAGCAACUGCUGGCGCUGCGUUGCGCUGUGCUCUAUUGCUUCGAAUGUUAUUUGUAUCGCAACUCGGAUGGUCAACGCGCCGUCGUCCAAACGCUGCUCCCCUCGAGUGCCAGCGAUGUGAGUUCGCUAUCGACGGGUCAACUGCUGUGCACCGGUCUCUUCUCCACCGAUACGCUGGCCAAUUGGUUCUCGGCGGUGGCCAUAAUGCACACUCUCGUGGAGAAUGUGGCCCAGAAGGAGGAGCUGUUGCGUGUGCUCCUCGCCACACCUGGAGGCGUGCGUCCCAUCACGUUGCUGGAGCAAUGCACCGAUCUGAUGCAACAGGAACGCUAUCGACUCCAGAGCAAAGUCGGUCUCCUGAUGCUGCUCAGCGUGUGGUUGGCCCAUUGUCCCGGUGCUGUGAAGGCGCUCCUCGAAACCCAAGGCACGAUGGCGUAUCUAACGGCUCAGCUGUGCGCCAAUGAGCACGACGAACGCGAGUAUCUUGUCCAGGGCAUGUGCGCCUUUUUGAUGGGCCUCUGCAUACAGUUCAACGACAACUCGCUGCCCAAUCAGCGACGCGAAGACAUCAGCCAGCUGAUCAUCAAGCGCAUCGGCCAGGAGACGUUCUGCAACAAGUUGAGCGAGGUGUCGCGUCACGAGGCCUACAGUCGGGCCUGCAAACAGGCGCAGAUCCGUGCCAAGGGCGCCAGUGAACUCCUGCUGGACUACGAGUACUGCAAACUCUACAAAGGAUUGGAGGCGUUGAUUGCCAAGCUCGUGAGCGGCUUCGAUGUGGAUGGCAUUGAGCUGACCGAACUGACGCUCAGCUCGGAGGCAUCGGCAUUGGUCGCUCAAUACAAGGGCAUCAUACGUGGCAUGGACACACAGAUCCAGACGUUGCAGCAAUCCGCCAAGGAGCUGGAACAGCAGCACAGCGAACUGAAGCAACAGCUGGAGCAGGAGCAAACACUGAAAGCACAGUUGGCCGAUCAGAAUACGCUGCUCAAGGCGCAAUUGACAGCAGCAGCUGCACAGCAACAACAACAACAACAUCACUCUACCGAUUCACCGACACACAACGGUGCUGUUGGCGUUGCGGUGGUGCAGGAUGAGGAGCUGAAUGCGGCGCGGUAUCAGGCAAACAUGUAUUUCGCAGAGAACAUUCGUCUCACCAAGGAGCUGGAGACGUUGCGUCAGCAGCUGGCAGCGGAAAAGCAGCGAGCCGAUGGCGCUCAGGAUUCGCUGCGAGCCACGCAAAAGGAUCAGGAGGAUUUGCUCGAACUGCUCGCGGAUCAGGAGGCCAAAUUGGCGCGCUAUGAGACGCCCGUUGAAGCAGCAGCAACAGCUGCAACUGUUGAAACAGCCAAUAGAUAACUUCCAGCUAGAUUAGCCAGAUGAUGAUGGGAUUGAUGUAUUAACGUGUUGCAUGUGGCAAACGGGAAAGCUCAUCCAACUGCCUCCCCAAUUGAUAUAUAUAUAUACAUUCUUAUUGCUUUAAACUGAUACAUAUUUAUAUAUAUAUAUAGUAUAUAUAUACGACUACUAUAUAGAACUGUUGCAGAACCUGCAGAAUUCCAAACACACAUGAAAAUGAAAGAGAGUUGUUGAUCUACAAAUCGGAAGGAAACAUAUAUACGAUAUAUACAUUUAGUCGAUUCGUUCUGUUUUUUGUAGCUGAUUUGUAUAAUGUUUAUGGUUUUGUCCUAUGCUAGAUUAUCAAACAGAAUUUCACAAAUAAAA